UAAGAGUUGGUGCAGAUCGAUUUGGAGUUCGACCAAGAGGAAACGAGUUCGUACAGGGCCGAUCUUUCGCAAGAAGGGAGGAAAGGUGGUAUUUAAUUUUCAACACUUCGUGAAACCGGAGAUAAUCAUCGAGGAAUACACUCGCGUGAACAUUUACAACAAGUAAUAUUUAGUUUUCUAAAUGAAAUAUAAUAAUGAUUAGAGAAGACAUUCUUUCACGGUAAGACUAAUUAAGCUUUUCUUUGUAAUGCCGAUCAAGCGAAUGCAUUAAGCGAAAAGAAAGGUCUGUGAUGUUAGUACGAGAACAAUGGAAAUUGCAGUUUUGAGAUAAUGAGGUGUUGCAUGAAACGGUGGUAGAUUUUUCGAAAACACUGAUUUCUGAAAUUUCACAGGCCGCGUUUAGUCAAAAUUAACAAGAAAGAAUCGCCGAAAUCUGCGUCGUGCAUUCGUGAAAAACAAGUUUCUACGGAAGCGAUUCCUCGUCAAAGCAAAUCUAAGUGUGAAAAGACACGAACGAAUAUCGAUGCUAAAGUCGAAGAAAAGAUAGCUGGAUGGAGGUUAAAGAAAGUUAGAUAUGGAUACUAAUAAUGAAUAAAUAUUAAUAUAAGUAUUAUCACGGAUCAGCAUAUCUUGUAAAAUUCCAUGUGACCUUGUAGAAAGAUUUUUUAUCCAAAUUAUUUUGUAAAAUAUAAGAAGUGCAGUCGUGUAAAAUCUUCAGAAGGAAAACACAUAUAGAGGAGCAAAAUUUGUUUCGAUGUUACAAUUAUGAUCUUAUUAUCGAGCCUGAUAUCACUUCUUUAUUUUACUUUUUCUCGAAGCGCUAAAAUUAAUUCUUAUAUCGAUUGUACAGUUGAACUUUACGUUUAUUUGAACUUUAAUCUCGAUAAUCGUGUUUUAUAAAAACAUCGCAUAGAGAAACGUAAAUUACAGCGAUGUACACAGAAUUUUAUAAGAAAAUCUGUGUAAAUAUGAAGAAAGUCUGUGUCAAUAUUCUUGUUCGUUACUGUAUGUAAUUGUUCCCCCCAAAAAAUGUUUACUUUUUAAUUCUCAGUUUGCCAACUUUAUCAUAUUUAUGUGUAUUGAAUAAAUAUUUACAUCUACUGUUUUAAUAUGAAUUGUUUAUUCAAAAUGAUUAACAUAUCAGAAAAUACUCAUAGUCCGUAGAAACCGUGCCAAAGAAGACAAGAAGGACUCCAAAAAGAGUUACAGCAACGCAUAAUUUUAUAUAUGAGUUCAAUCCAUUUGGAAAUCCAACAUCCACUUCCAAUAAUUCAACGACGGUGAAAGGAAUUCGAAAUCUGUUGAAUGUUGGAGAAGGAGAUUCGCUUUUCAGACAUACAAAUAAAAAUUCCACUAAUGUUCGGCCACAUACCACGGCAGAAUUACCAAAAUUGCAUUCACGUAGCGAUACCCUGCGAAGAAAUUCAGCAAGACACGAAAAUAUAACUAAUUAUGGGAAAACUGCAAAUUUACCUACGAUAAAAAGGCAGGAAAUAGGCGACGAGCUCCGAUUGGCUAAAGCUCGUAACGAUAGACGAAAGCUUGUCAGCAAAAUUGAUCAAGAAGUUGAAAAAGUAAAGUCAGAUUGGCAAGCAUUACGUUCGAAUAGCGAAUGGACGCAAAGUAAACAUUUUGCAAGUGACCGAACGAGAAAAUUGUAUGAUACGCUAGAAAAAAUGACACAAGAGAUAGAUAAAAUGCAAAAAUCCUAUUUGGAUCCAAAAUCAAACCAAUAUUUGCACCGAGGCGCAAUGAAAGCCUUAGAUCCUCCAGAUUUAUCUUUCGAAGAAAAGGCGGCGAAAGUUAAAAACAUGCUGUUCCCUAAAGAGAAUAAAAAAAUAGUUGAUGGAACGUUGAAUAAUCUAUCAAGCACGUUAAAAGGUAGUUUAUCAGGCGUAGUUUCAUCAAAAGAUAUACCCAAUAAAGAAGUGGAAAAGAGAUCGCUUCUUUCCAAUAUGCAAUCUCAAAAUGUUAAAAACAGUACAAAAUUAAGUAAUAACUUGCCGUCGAAUCUUAUUAAGCGAAAUACAAGUGCAAAUAAUCGGAAAAAUUUAAAAAAGAUUAAUUCUGAUACUGAACAAUAUUUGAGCAAUUAUAUUAAUGAAGCAGAAAAAUUUUUUGUUAAUAAAGAAGAACCAAAAAUUAAAGAAUUAGAAAUCCAUCCAGAAGAUGUAUCAGAUAUACUGAAAAAGCUGAAUAUAAAUUCUGUUGAUAUAUUUGAUAUUGCUAAUAUCACUGGAGAAGAUUCUCCAUUACAGAGUGUGGAAAGAAUGGGAAGUAGACAAAUGCAAAGUUCUGUACAAACAAUUAUAGAUGAAGAGAUUGGAAGUGGAAAAGUAAAAGAGGAAGGAACUACAAAAAUUUCGUCAUUAAAGGAAGAUGAUCGUUUAACAGAACAUAAUAAUGUGUUAAAUUAUGAUACUUCCAUUCAAACGAAUAUUAAAGCUAUACAUCGAGAUAAUGUUUUUAUAGAAAUGGGUUUGCACGCAUUGAGUAAUAAUUAUCCUCAAAAUGCUUUGAUGCGUGUUCUUCAGUCUGAAUAUCUAAAAAAGGAUAGAACGUUAAAACCUAUGUAGAACUUUAGAUAUUAGCAAUAUUAG
This is a messenger RNA of Bombus terrestris (buff-tailed bumblebee), 2600 nucleotides long. RefSeq lists its product as uncharacterized. The transcript has 3 exons. Lineage: Eukaryota; Metazoa; Arthropoda; Insecta; Hymenoptera; Apidae. The record is from RefSeq and is a predicted model, not a curated record. Bases 1677 to 2576 code for a protein of 299 amino acids.